Drosophila obscura is the source of this 6510-nucleotide messenger RNA. RefSeq lists its product as uncharacterized. The record is from RefSeq and is a predicted model, not a curated record. Lineage: Eukaryota; Metazoa; Arthropoda; Insecta; Diptera; Drosophilidae.
GAACCGAGCGGUCGUAUCUCGCGCGUAACGCGUAGAUACACACAUCCCAUAGAUACUAUUUUCUUAGCUCUCGUAGGUGGUGUGCGCGGCGCGCUGGCGCUGCAAACAAGAAAGAAAUUUGUGUAUUGCAGCAGAAGUUUCCGCUGUGUGUGUAUCGCUCUGUGCUCGGCCCGUCCCGUCCGUGAGAGCGCGUCGUCGGUCGAAAGAAAAUUCAAUAAAACAAAGAGAAACGACUAUUCAGUGAAAAUCGGGUGCAAAUCAAAUUGCCUUGCAACGCCAAACGAAUCCGAGAACGCGGAGUUCAAGGUUUUUCCCAGCCAGACCAAGCCACGCCAGAACGAAGUUCAAUUGGAAAAGAAAACACAGCCAGAAAACUGCAAAAACUACUGUGUGGUGUGCAGAAUUUUGUAUACCUUGAAAAAAACACGAAGUCUGUCAGUGGUGCUAGUGUGUGUGUGUCGCGUUGCGUGUUCCCCGAGUGGUUUUCCAGCAAACAACAAACAACUUUAUCUCCUUCAAUUCGUUCAAUUAAUAAAUGUGCAAAAGAAACCGAACUUUGUCUAGCUGUGGAAAAAAAACCUAAACCCCAAUUACUCAGUUUGCUGCUCUCCAUUUAAUUCGAUUGACACAGAGGCAGGCGGGCAGGCAGAGAGCAGGCGGCGUCGGCGGCGACGGCCCCCAGCGGCAGACGUAAUCUAGCCAGUGCAAACGGUGGUGGAGCUUCGCAUGCUAGCCCCAACAAAAAUGUCUUCUCAGCAGCAGCAGCAGCAGCAGCAGCGGCAGAAGCAGCAGCAGUAGCAGCAACUUUAGCUCAGCUCUCGACUGCUUUUGCGCAGUUCAGCGCACGGCGAGAAUUUUGCCAUCGGUUUCGUUUCGGUCUCUCUGUGUGUUUGGAAACACCUUGCUCCAAUAUUGUGUGGCCUCCCCUGCUGCACGACCACGAGCCACGACCCACGAGCUGCUGGCAGUCACAGUUCCAGACUCACUCGCAGUCUCAGUCUCAGUUUCGGUUCGUGCGCGCUUGCGAUUCUUCUGGCUGCUGGCCUGCAGCGGAAAAUUCGUCUAAAAAUCACACCAACAAUACAGCCAGAUACAGAUACAAAAACUCCAAACUUCCCAGCAAGAGCAGAGCCAACGGAACCGAAGAGGGAAUUUUGUAAUUUUUCCAAUGCUGGUUGGCUACGAUUCGCACGCGAUUCCCUUAGUCUUGGACUUGAACGUGGACGUUGCUGCAUUUUCAUCAUCAUCAUCAAGGAGCAGCAGAAGCAGCAGCAGCAGCAAUAAGAACGAGUAUAACCAGGAGAACGAGAAGAGGAGCUUCAACAUUGUCGCCGUGUCGUUGUCGACGUCGCUGCAGCCUCGCAGCAGCCCAUUGGAGUCGCCAUGGACUACAACUACAACUAUAGCAGCAACAGCAGCAGAAGCUACAACAGCAACAACGACGAAAACAACAUAGAACAGGAUACGGCGCACCAGGAGCAUCAGCAGCAUCAGCAUCAUCAUCGGCAACAAAUGCAUGCAGCAGACAGGAUAGCGGCGGGCACCAGCUCUAGUUCUGGCCUCAGCGGGAACACGUCCACAUCCACAUCCAAGACGAGAGCAGGAACAACGUCGUUAAUCUAUUUACCGCCUUUCUGCUAUCCAUGUAAGCAUGUGCCUGCGGCCGGCAGUCAGAGCCAGAGUCGGGGCCAGACCCAGACCUAUACCCAUACCCAUAGCCAUAGCCAGACGAGCCAGAGCGAUAGCAGGAGAAGCUGCCACGGCAGCUGCUGUUGUCAGCAUUACUGGGAACAUAAAAAUUAUGAUAAACAUGCUUCAGCGUCGACUUUGACACCAUCUACAGCCACGGACACAGCCACAGCCACAACUACGGCCAGAACCACAGCAACGGGAACAGCAACGGCAACAAUGUCCUCCUACUCUGCCCCAUCGCCGACCAGAGCCGGAAAAUUCCUGCAAAAGCAGCAGCAGCAGCAGCAGCAGGAGCAGGAGCAGGAGCAUGGUUGCACCGAUCUCAGACAGACGCUGCAAUUAGUUGUGCCAACUGUUGUGGGUGGCAGCAGAGCACUGGAAUGUGGCAAGCACAGGCAUCAGAAACCCGCGGCGGCGGGCCAGCGAUGCUGGCGACGUGACCGAAUGCGACGCGAAAGACCAAGUCAUGCGUCUGCAGCCACACUGGCCAAGGUAAAUCCAAUCAGCAGUGGUGGUGCAGCAGCUGAAGCAGCAGCAGCAGCAAAAGCAACAACAUUGAGAGAAUACAAUUCGCAAGCAACGACAAGAAGAGAGAAGGUGGCCACGGUGGCAUGGGGCACAACUGGCGCAGAGCUGCCGCAUGAUGAAGACGCCACAGCUACUGCUACUCCUGCUGAUGAUGCAGAGGAGGAGCCGACUAAGGAGGAGAAUGACUAUGAGUAUGAUGAAUGUAGGUGCUUUAACUAUAACGGUGAUAUUAGUCUGGAGCGAGAAAAGGAACAACAACAACAGCGGCAGCAGCAGCAGCAGCAAAAUAGAGAGCCCCAGCAACUUGCCCGCAGCAGCAACAGCAGCAGCAUUACGUGGCUGAUAUUCCUGUGGCAGCAGCUGCUCCUGCAAGGCGAUGGAAACAAAGCCUCAUCCGGGGACUCCCACUCCCACUCCCACACCCACACCCUCACCCACUCCAAGUGCGCCGCCAGGACAACGACGAGGAGCAACAGCAUGACGUCAACAAAAAGUUGGCUUGGCCCGCUGCUAAUGCUGGUGCUGGCCACGUCCGUCAGUGGCUGGGGCGGCCGACAAGAUGCUCCCACAAAUUGCACAUUUCCGGCUCGAUGGGAGGGCUCCUGGUUCCUGUCCGGCUAUCAGCAGUCCAUACACAUCAAGGGAUCGCAGUUCAGCUAUCGCGGCAGGUGUGCGGCCUCCGAUGGUAACAAAUAUCUGAUUGUCGAUGAGAAAGGAUGUCAUCGUUGCCUGGUAAUCUAUGAGAAGCAUACGAAUGUGCUCCAGUAUAAAGAAAACUUUUGCAAGGGCCGUGAGACUUUACAGAAUCUCUGCGACCAAAUUCCGGGCGAUGCCCUGCUCUACUCCCUCUUCCGGGAGAGCGCCGAGCCGGUCAAGUGUCCGCUCAAGGGACCCUUCAUAUUCACAUACAACCGGGGCCAUGGGGAGUGCAAGUCGCCAGUGUCCAACAUUGAGAGCUGCACGGAGGAGAGUCGCCUCCUGCUGAGCUUCCAGGCCUGUCCCGAUGUGCAGGGGACCGAGAGUACAGUUGAGGAGCUGACGUGUCUGGCGACCUGGAAGGAUGGCAACUCACGCUAUUUGGUUGGUCUGGUCUCGCACCAUCAUGCCAUCUCGAACGAGGAACGAUAUCGCUGCUUUGUCUAUGAGAAAAUCUCCUCGCUGAUGGGCGGUCCCAGCAUGCUCAGCUCAAAGGAUGCCGAGUAUAAGCUGGCACAAUCCGGCGACGCCACUUGCAAUGGCUUAGACAGUGCCGAGGUUGGCUCCCGCAUCAUGUCCCUGCGAAAACCGCCGGUGGCGGAGCGCUGUGACUUCCCAGCCUGGUUCAAGGGUCCCCGUCAUUGGCAUGCACUUAUGGGCUACGCCGUCUACAAUUAUCACCCCAAUGAUGGGUCUGUGCACAUUAUUAAGCCCAACGGCUACAUGGAGACACGUGCGCUCUGCGAACAGAUAAAUAAACAGACUUCAACCGAAAUGAUGGCCGUGGUGCACUACACGACCGGGUGUCAGUCGGGAUUCAUGUGCAUGAUGUUCUACCGCCGGGACACGCACGUCAUUGAAAUACAGACGGGCAAACCGGCCAUUCGCCUGGAGGACGCCUGUGCCCCGGAUCACUUUGAUAUUAAUAAGAUGGCCUACAUUACCUUGCUGGCAAGCAAUCCGGAACCGGCGAUUUGCCCAAUGGAGGGACUGUACAACCUGCGCGGUGCCAUCGGACCGCCGUAUUUGGCCACGCGCCACAAGCGCAAUCACAACGGCAAAUCGCACCUGGGACACGGACAUCAUCACCACGAGAGCGCUGACUCGGGAACUUUUGGUCAUAAAGGACACAGCACGCUCAGCUUUCGGAAUGCUGAGCGCAUGGAGCGUGGCUCAUGGCAUGCCAAUACCCGCGGUCUUCCCGUACGCAGUCGACGCAGUGCGCCCCAGGAUGUGCAGCCGCAACAGCACGAGAAGCUGCAGCAGGCGCUAGUAUUGAGCAACGUUAACAGCAGCGAUACGAGUGUGGGAUUUGUGGCCACGCGGAAUCGGCGCGAUGUCCCGGGAUGUGUGCCCAACUACAAUGCCCAGCGCCAGCUUUGGGUAGGAUGCAGUAAACCGAACUCGAUCGACGUCAGUCCGCUGUGCAGUGUGGAGGGUGAAGAGGAGUACUCCUGUCACGGCUCCUGGAGCGAGAAUAGUACAUUCUUCAUCAUAGCACGCCACAAGGGCACCAAGCACGGCGUCUGUUUGACCUAUCGGCCAACGGAGGGCACCUCAGCCAAGCUGGUUGUAGGCGAUGCCUGCUACCGAGGCACACAGAAGCCACCUGAUCACCAUUUGGUGGCCAAUCUGUCAGUCUUUGGCAAAUGCGGCGAAACGGGCUCGAGUGCAGGUGAGGCUCAGCUGGGCAACUGGCUCCUGCUGCUCACAAUGGCCACGCUCCAAUGUCUCUACCUGCGCAGCUGAGUUGCAAGCGUUGGCAACAACAUAAUAAGCACAUAAGCAUUACAAGCCAAAGCGCUGCGUAUGCAUUAACUAAAAACCCCCAAAAACCAAAUCCCAUUAUGAUCGACAUGUAUACAAGACACAUUUAAGACUUAUUGUAUAUUUCAUGUAGUAUGUGUAAGGCGUAAACGAACCACUCCCAGACUCCCAGGCUGGUUUGGCUGUAAAUAUUUGUAUUUGUUUUUUUUUGCUUUACUGAUGAACACACACUUUUGUUUAGUUUUAAGUGCUUAAAAUAAACAAGAAUUCGAUAUAGUAAGGGGCACACAUACCCACAAUAUGAAAACGGAAAAUGGUUUGCAAUAAAGCCUUAGAUCAGCGAUAUUUGUAUUAGGGCUAGUAAAACGCGUCUAUUACUAAGAGUAGCGCAAGGUUCAUAUAACUAAUAAUGCAAGUAUGUAGCAAAAGCUAUUUAUUUAUUGUACGAUUAUCCAUUAAGCAGAGCAAAGACACAGCAUAGAGAACGAGAACGAAUCACAGAAAUGACGUCAGACAUCAGAACUAAACGAAUACAAGCUAAAAGCUUUUUCGUUCUGUUUUCUUUUUAGCCAUCUCGUAGUGUGUUUUGUGGCACUUACAUAUUUUUAUAUAUAAUUUCCGUAAUGUUUCCUACAAAAAAAGUACAUACAAAUCACAGAACGAAUGCAACAUUUUAAACUAUAUACGGAAAAUAUGAAAUGCAUUCAAAGGAAAUACAAAAACUGUUUUCGUGAAAUGUACAAAGCAAGAAUGGAUGGGAUGGGAUGUUGGCUCAUUCGAGAUAGGUGUUGUGCUGCUGUGGCUGUGGUGGCAGUAGCAUACAUAUACAAUAUAUUUUUAUGUACAAAUGACGCAAAAUCGUACAUACAUACCAUAUGAGUAUAUAUAAUGAAUAACGUUUUGCAUAGGAUCGCAUUGGUUUCAUAACAUAAUUAAUACCUUGCAAAGUACGCAUAUAUUGUAUGAUUCAUUAUAAUAGUACUACUAUACAUAUACAUAUAUACUGGAAUACAUACAUACAUACAUAAUAGGCAUAUAAGAACUGUGAGGAAUUCGAGCAACUUUGAUAAGUAGAGGCACACACCACUUUCAUAAUCAAUCAACUAACUUUGUAAGACACAAAACACAACUGACAACUCUACCAAACAGAACAAAGACAGACAAGUGAAUCAGCAGCUAGGGAUGCUAAAAUAAUUAGAGUGUUUAAGACAAUUAAGCGGUGAUAUAGGUCUAGAAUAAACAACUGUGCAAAUCUCUUAUGAAAGCACAAGAACAGAAGCAUGCAGCAGCAACGGAAACAACAGCUACUAAAGCGAACGUGUGGAGGAGGAAUUUAUGAUGAUGAACUGUAUCCAAAGGAUUUCAAAAACUAGCAUUUUUUCUUUUCAAGUAGUAGUACACAGAAGCAAACAUUUGCCCAAAAUUCCGAAACCUAAGCGAACGAGUAAGCGCGUAAACAAUUAACGAGUAAGGAGAACUUAAGCAGAGCAGAGCAGAGAAAUAGAGGAGAGACCCUUCAAGGCAACUAGUCAAAAUUUACGAAGCGUAACUUUGAGUUCCAUGUAAAUAGCGAAUGUUAUGCGAAUUGAGAAUUGAGCAACGGUGCGCGGUGUACGAGUAUGUAUACAUAUGUAUGUACAUAUGUAACUAAAAAUGCUAGUUAGCUAAAAGGAUUGUGGCAAGCGAUCAGAAACACUCGGUAGACAGCGAGCAUGCCCUGGGCGCUAGGACAUUAACCGGCAGGGCAGGCACAGUGGGGGCGUACAGAACAUAAGAGUUACUUUCUAAGCACUAUAUGUAUACAUUCAACAAACAUCUAUAUAAAAU